Brienomyrus brachyistius is the source of this 5589-nucleotide messenger RNA. RefSeq names its product glutamate receptor, ionotropic, delta 1b (gene grid1b). NCBI's taxonomy places the organism in Eukaryota, Metazoa, Chordata, Actinopteri, Osteoglossiformes, Mormyridae. The record is from RefSeq and is a predicted model, not a curated record. Gene Ontology annotation, biological process: modulation of chemical synaptic transmission; synaptic transmission, glutamatergic; monoatomic ion transport. The coding region runs from base 460 to 3525 and encodes 1021 amino acids. Gene Ontology annotation, molecular function: glutamate-gated receptor activity; transmitter-gated monoatomic ion channel activity involved in regulation of postsynaptic membrane potential. Gene Ontology annotation, cellular component: postsynaptic membrane; plasma membrane. The transcript has 17 exons.
CCAUCUCUCCGCCGUUUCUCCGGACAGCUCGGUGGUGUAGAGAGGCUCUGCAGUCACGUGGUCGAGGGAAGGGAGCGCGGCCGAGCGAGCGAGCGAGGGAGAGCGUGGGGGGGUGUCCCUCCUCCGCAGUUUGCAGUUUGUUAUGUCUCAGGCGCCGUGAGCACCGGAGAGCGCCGGAGCUGGAGCGAUCGUCUGAUUCUUUUACAUGCACCAGAAAAGCCGAGAAUCUCACAACCUUUCCUCGCAACUGUUUCCCUCUCUAUAUGUCAGCGUCUCCCCCCAUCAUUUGAAAACGUCUUCAUUUUCAAUUUUUAAAUUAUUUUUAAUUUUUUUUUUUUGCACACAGUGUCGACUUUUUGCCUUAUAACUGUUCCUCUUUCUACGUUCUUUUAUCCUCCUAUCUGGAUCUAACCCACGGUUGCAGGGAGCGUGGAUGAGCAGCUCUGGUUUAUAUCGGAGAUGGAAUUCCUAAUUGUAUGCCUUUCCUUUUGGAUUUUGCACUGCAAUUCAGUUCGAGGGGACUCCAUCAUUCACAUCGGUGCCAUAUUUGAGGAAAACGCCGUGAGGGACGAUGAGGUUUUCCAGUUGGCCAUCUCAGAUCUUAGUCUCAACGACGACAUUUUGCAGAGUGAGAAAAUCACCCACUCCAUAAAACUUAUCGAGCCCAACAAUCCGUUUCAAGCAGUGCAAGAAGCCUGCGAGUUGAUGACCCAGGGAAUCCUGGCGCUGGUGACAUCGACGGGCUGCGCGUCGGCCAGUGCACUGCAGUCCCUCACCGACGCCAUGCACAUUCCGCACCUCUUUGUGCAGCGGCACCGCGACGGCUCUCCACGCACGGCCUGCCAGCUGAACCCCAGCCCCGAUGGCGAGCGCUACACACUGGCCGCCCGGCCGCCCGUGCGCCUCAACGAUGUCACUCUUCAGCUGGUCGCCGAGCUGCGCUGGCAGAAGUUCGUCGUCUUCUAUGACAGCGAGUAUGAUAUCCGCGGCCUGCAGAGCUUCCUGGACCAGACAUCUCGGCUCGGCCUGGACGUGUCCCUGCAGCGGGUCGACAGGAACAUCAGCCGCGUCUUUGCGGGCCUCUUCAGCACCAUGCGCACGGAGGAACUAAAUCGCUACCGGGACACGCUGCGCCGCGCCAUCCUGCUGCUGAGCCCCAAAGGCGCCCAGGCCUUCAUCCACCAGGCUGUGGAAACGAAUCUGGCCUCGAAGGACAGCCACUGGGUGUUUGUGAACGAGGAGAUCAGCGAUGCAGAGAUCCUGGAACUGGCACACAGCGCCCUGGGGCGGUUGACGGUCAUCCGCCAGAUCUUCCCGCUGUGGAAGGACAGCAAUGCCCGAUGCAUGAGAAACAACCACCGCAUCUCCUCGCUGCUGUGCGAUCCCCAAGAGGGCUACCUCCAGUCCCUGGAGGUCUCCAACCUGUACCUGUAUGACAGCGUGCUGAUGCUGGCCAACGCCUUCUACAGGAAGUUAGAGGACAGGAAGUGGCACAGCAUGGCCAGCCUGAACUGCAUCAGGAAGUCCACCAAACCGUGGAACGGGGGCUGGUCCAUGCUGGAGACCAUUCAGAAGGGACGCAUCACCGGACUCACCGGCGUCAUGGACUUCCGUGACGGCGGCUCCAACUCGCACGUCCAGUUUGAGAUCCUGGGCACGAGCUACAGUGAAACGUUUGGAAAGGACGUGAAGCGGUUAGCAACAUGGGACUCUGCUCUGGGGCUGAACGGAAGCCUUAAAGAGAGCCGGAUUGAGAACGGGAUGCAAGGAGUGACUGUCAGGGUGGUAACGCUGCUGGAGGAUCCCUUUGUCAUGGUAGCAGAAAAUAUUCUCGGGCAGCCAAAGAGGUACAAAGGCUUCUCCAUCGACGUGCUCGAUGCUCUGGCAAAGAUCCUGGGCUUCAAGUACGAGAUCUACCAGGUGCCGGAUGGCAAAUACGGGACGCAGCUGCCCAACGGGUCAUGGAACGGGAUGAUCGGGGAGCUCAUCAACAAGAGGGCGGACCUGGCAGUGUCGGCCAUCACCAUCACACCCGAGAGGGAGAACGUGGUGGACUUCAGCAAGCGUUACCUGGACUACUCCGUGGGUAUCCUGCUGAGGAAGCCCGAGGAGAAGAUCAACAUCUUCUCCCUGUUCGCCCCCUUCGACUUGGCGGUGUGGGCAUGCAUCGCGGCGGCCAUCCCCCUGGUGGGCGUUCUCAUCUUCCUUCUGAACCGCAUGCAGUCCGGCCGCUCCCAGAACCCGCCCGGACCCCACCAGGCGCCGCUGGCCUCCGUCUCCAGCUCCCUGCACAGCGCCAUCUGGGUCGUCUACGGAGCCUUCGUCCAGCAAGGGGGCGACUCGGCGACGGGCUCCAUGGCACUACGCAUCGUCAUGGGCAGCUGGUGGCUCUUCACCCUUGUCGUCUGCUCCUCCUACACGGCCAACCUGGCGGCCUACCUUACCGUGUCCCGGAUGGAUAACACCAUACGGACCUUCCAGGACCUGGCCAAACAGAUGGACCUGUCCUACGGCACCGUCCGGGACUCCGCGGUCUACGACUAUUUCCAAGCCAAGGGCACCAAUCCCCUGGAGCAGGACGGCACCUAUGCAGAGCUCUGGAGGACCAUCAGCAAGAACAAUGGGCAUGAGAACUCAGUCUCGAGUCCCUCAGAGGGCAUCCGUAAGGCCAAGAAAGGGUCCUACGCCUUCCUGUGGGACAUGGCCGUGGUGGAGUAUGCGGCCCUCACUGACGAUGACUGCACCAUCAUGGUGACAGGCAACAGCAUGAGCAGCAAGGGCUACGGCAUUGCCAUGCAACACGGCAGCCCCUACCGGGACCUCUUCUCUCAGAAGAUCCUGGAGCUGCAGGAGAAAGGGGACCUGGACAUCCUGAAGCAGAAGUGGUGGCCCCGCAUGGGCCGCUGUGACCUGGACAGCCACGCACACGCGCAGCCCGACGGCCGCGCCCUGAAGCUGCACAGCUUCGCCGGCGUCUUCUGCAUCCUGGCGGCGGGUCUGCUGCUCGCCUGCCUGGUGGCCGCCCUGGAGAUGUGGUGGAGCAGCAAUCGGUGCCGGCGAGAGCAGCCCAAAGAGGUUACUAAGGAUUACAGACUGGCAAAGGACAAGGAGGUGAAUCUGGAGCAGGUACACCGGCGUAUGAACAGCCUUUUGGACGAGGACAUGGCUCACAAGCAGAUCCCCACCCCGUCUAUCGAGAUCUCUGCACUGGACAUCGGCAGCAUGCAGCCCAGCCAGCCGCUGGAGGCCGUGCGGGACUUCCCAGGCACGGGGCUAUCUGUGAGCACCUUCCUUCCAGAGCAGGCACAUGGGGUGGGGCGGACGCUGGUGCAGACCCCUGGGAGCACUCUGCCGCUGCCCCUGAGCAGCUCCACCAUCCCCUCCAUGCAGUGCAAGCACAGAUCCCCCAACGGGGGCCUGUUUCGCCAGAGUCCCAUCAAGACGCCCAUGCCAGUGUCAUAUCAGUCAGUUCCCGGAGGACCCAUCCCAGAAGCCAUUGAGCCCACACACAGUACUUCCAUCUGACCUCGUGCAUAGCCCCCGGCUCCUCUGUCUUCGUCCCGGUGAAAGAGAGCAAGACCCCACCCCACCCAAAAAAAAAAAGGGAAAGGAAAAAAGGAAAAAAGGAAAAAAAAAAGAGCAAAGAUUUUUAUUACCUGUUCAAAAAUGACAAACAAAGAAAAUGAAUAACUAUCCGUGUACAUAUCUGUAAAUACUGACAGAAUGAAGUGAGGUAAAAGUGUAUUUUGAAUAUUCUCAAUUUUUGAAGUUGAGUUAAAAAAACAAAAAGAGAUAAAAAAUUAUCAAAAAAACGACUGUUUGAAUGGCUUUGUAAAUUUUGUUCUAUAUAAAUAAAGAAGCGAAUUCCUUGUGAUUGUUUUCUAAGUGCCAAGCUGAAAACGUCUCUCUAUGGAAUCAUUAUCAGAUGACGGUACGCUGUAGCGACUUAAAGAGGAACACCAAUGGUAUGCACUUCCAUCAAAUUUAUGGAUCUCUGCUUCAGUAUCAAAGGAAGAUAUUUUUACUCUGUUUUAUUAGUUUCCUCUAAACUGUAUUAUGGAUCGAUAAAAAAUAUUACAUUGUUGUUCCCCAUCGCAGAAACAGCAAAUCGGUGAUGAUGAAUUGAAGAUAGCAAGUCUUUGCUUAUGAAAUCAGUCUGGCGUGGGGCUGUUUUUACGCAUUUGAAUUUCAAAUCAGUUUGUUAAAGUCCAUUCAAUUAUGCUGUCAAAAAGUCAGGCAGUGUGGCUUCUGGCCAAUACAACCCAUUCUUCCUGCUGAAGCUCCUAAUUCAAAUAUGUGUGUCAUCUUGAUAAUAUGCUGGUUUUAAGUGGGACCUUCCCUUCUGGUGCAAACGUGAGACAGGCUUCGUCAUUCCAAAUCAGCCGUCAAAAUCAGAAACCUCACUGCUAAACAUUGAUGACGGUCCAAAGGUCGUGUCCUUGAGGAAGCGCAGCCACGAAGUAGCACGCCAACAAUUACGCAGAGUGCUGUUGUACAGGCUAUGCUAGCUAAUUCAUUCACCGCUGGGAAAAAUUUUUGCCCAGAUCCCAAAAAAAAUGCAGCAAAGUUAAAAGCAAGCAAUUCGCGAAGAAAUUAGCUGGAAUGAACAAGGGUUCCUUUUAUACUGAAGACUUUUCCCAAAAGUUGUGUACUGUAUACUGCAAGAUCGUUUAUUUACGGAGCUUUAUUUUAAAAAUCAAUCGUGGAAUCACUCAUGCGUAAUGCUAGCAACUCCAGAAAGGUCAAUACAAAACUGAGAGACAUUCGAUGUGCACUAGGGAUUAUAGUGAUAAAUAAGAAAACAGCUGUAAACGCUAAAUAAUAAUGUCUUACUUGGUUGCCAUGUUUUUUACAUGUAGUGUAGAAGGUGUGCUUAACAGAUGACUAUUUUUCCAUCCAUUUUCCAAAUUCCUGUGGGUAACAGAUUGAAUAUACAAAUCAGUAGUAGCUGAGUAACUAAAAUAGUAAAAAAAAAACGAAAACCAAUGACCUUUAACAAUAGUUUCAUAAGUGCAAUUAAAAUGUCAUCUUAGUUUAUGUAUGGGUUAUUUAUUUCAAAUUGUACAUUUUGCCUUGCAGAUUUUUUUUCCGUUGGUUUGUUUUUUUAAUGUUUUUUUUAAUUAUUAAUCUAAAGCUCCAUUGAUGUAUUAAUAAGAAGAGAGUGAUUACACUCAUUGUUUGCGUCACGCAGUCGGAAUCUACCGGCGUUAAAUGUCCGUCCACUGUCUCAGCCCACGGCCCGGAAGAUGAAAUGCUCAUGUUUUUGCAUCAUGUCAGUGGCAAAGCAGAAACGCCUCUGUACAGACGUGAGAAUAAAGGGGACUAUUGUAGUUCAAAGCGAGAGCAUCGUGCUCCGGGGGGGGGGGGUCACUGCCCAGGCUUUAUGUGACUUGUUAUGGAUGUGAACCGAAGCGAGUCGGUUUGCGCCACGUGCGACCAGUGCUGAGGCUUGGGAAGGAGCCGGACUUUCCACGUGUCUAUAGGUUCGCAUCCUCACUGCCUUACUCCCCAUGUUCCCUUGAUCUGGGAAAAAAAAAAUUCAAACAUUCACCAAAAUAUACAAAGUCCAUCACAGUUAGUCUGGAAAAU